This is a messenger RNA of Geodia barretti, 597 nucleotides long. NCBI's taxonomy places the organism in Eukaryota, Metazoa, Porifera, Demospongiae, Tetractinellida, Geodiidae. The record is from the annotation of a GenBank genome assembly.
AAAGAAGGAUAGCAUCGGAUCCCUCAUCACAACUGGCUCAUCAUUUUUUGAUUUACUUCAAGUACUUGCCUACGCAGUCUUUAUUAUGUUUACACCGUCAAUCUAUCAGUUUGUCACGACACAAAAUAACUCCUCCGAGGAAUUGGAGGUAAUAUUUUUGAUACUAAGCAGCAGGAAGAAGUAAAUUCAUUUCCUCCUGAUGCAGAUGGUGAGCAUACACUGUAUAUACUAUACUGUACACUUCCUUCACAUAUUUCAAGUUGGUCAAGUGAGUGUGAAAAGAUAAUUUAUAUGCCAGUAUGUAUAGUGGUAUUGGAGGUAACUAGUGUAUGCAUACAUCGUUCUUUCCACUUCCCAGAAUUACAGCUGCUUCAAAUGAUCCAUUCUUUGGAGCUUGCUGAGCUUUUGCUUGCCCCUCGAGCAAAAUAUCACUUAUGCAUCGUUUCUCUAAUGAGCCUUGAUGAGGCUGUGAAGAAAAUCACUGAAAACCACGUUUACAUCGCUGUGGUUACUUCCGAUUCAUCAAUACAAGUUCACUUAACAGCAGAGAGAUGCCUGUUUGGAAAGGCAAAGAGUCCAAUAAAUGCAAUAAGUUAG